This is a messenger RNA of Stereum hirsutum FP-91666 SS1, 1005 nucleotides long. RefSeq lists its product as uncharacterized. Gene Ontology annotation, molecular function: protein binding. The coding region runs from base 1 to 1005 and encodes 334 amino acids. The transcript is spliced from 2 exons. Lineage: Eukaryota; Fungi; Basidiomycota; Agaricomycetes; Russulales; Stereaceae. The record is from RefSeq and is a predicted model, not a curated record.
AUGGAAGAGACAUCAAUUCAGAAGCACGAUUCGUUAUACCUUGCCGAAGGAAACCUAUGUUUGGCGGCUGUCCAAUCAGCAGAGUCGGAAGUGACGAGAUGGUUCAUGUUCCGGGUACACCAGUCCAUCCUGUGCAUACACUCCUCCAUAUUUCGCGACAUGCUGGCACUUCCCGCUGAGGGCAACACGGAACAGUUCGAAGGAGUACCUCUGGUUCGAAUGCCCGACAGCGCUGCAGAUAUUGAGGCAGUAUUGAAGGCAUUAUACUUCGGGUAUAAACUACCUCAUCCCCGCCUUCACCCAGAAACACCGUUCGACGUCAGAGCUAUGCUGUCCAUGGCCACAAAGUACCAAAUUAGCCACAUCCGAGACUGCAUCGUCGAGCGUCUCGAAUCAGACUGGCCCCAAACCAUCUUGGCCUGGGAUACCCUGGAAGGCGAAAUAGAGCGUACCACGGAGCAUAGCAACGUUCAUUGGUAUACCGACGACCGAUUUCCAGAGCCUGCAUCCGCCAUAAGGCUCGCCCGCGAUUUUCAUAUACCGAGCAUUCUUCCCGCUGCAUUUUAUCAACUCAGUCGUCUCAAUGUCGCUGACGACCGCGCGCGACGACGCAAAGAGGACAAUAUCUUGUACGAUGCGGGCUUCAACAAGAGAACGGCACAGUGGGAUCUUCUGAGCGGAGGUGAUCUCCUUUGUGUCAUGAGAGGGCAGGAGAAACUUCGAAAGGUUGCGCGGGAAUUUAUCUAUCCCCUCAUAUGUGGGCAGACGGACUUGUCCCAACAGUGCGAUAUCACUCUGGUGCUAAACGAGCUCAGCACAGAACAUGGCGCCGCCACCACGACGGAUAUUCUCGAGUAUUUUCGGCAAUUCGCAAUACAUUGGAAGAAAGGGUAUGGUAGUGGCGAGCGGGACAUGUGCUACUCAUGCGAGGACGCCGCCGAUGAGUCGUUGCGCGACAUUCGAGAGCAGAUUUGGACGAAGUUGCCAGAAUACUUCGAGCUCUGA